This is a messenger RNA of Klebsormidium nitens, 687 nucleotides long. The record is from the annotation of a GenBank genome assembly. NCBI's taxonomy places the organism in Eukaryota, Viridiplantae, Streptophyta, Klebsormidiophyceae, Klebsormidiales, Klebsormidiaceae.
AUGAAGUUGGCUUUGAAAGGCGACGCCAUCGAGCAGCGUUUCAAGGACAGAAUUAAGGCGGGAUCUCGCCAGAAUGUGAAGCAACCCGCAGAGAUUCGUGCUUAUCUUGAAAAGUCGGCGCAGGGAAUUCUUGAGAUCGACAGACAGAUCCAGGAUCCCAAGACGGAGAAGAAAAGAUCGAAGAAGCUCCGAGCUGGCUUUCUUAGGAACAUCAGGGAGAAGAUGUGCUUGAGCGACGAUGCGAAGGAUCUUUCCGCAAAGUUUUUGGCAGCACGGGCAAACGGUCGCAUUGACGCUCCUGUUGUGUGUUCUUGGGACCUGUGCGAUGCAGGGACGGCGUUGGACGCCGGCAAGCCUUACAGAAAAUGCGCGAACUGCUCACUCGCUAUCUACUGCAACAAAGAACAUCAGAAGAUGCACUGGAAAACCCACAAGAAGCACUGCAAGCAGGCCAAGAAUCGAGGAGAGAGUGAUCUUGUCGUCGCCCCUACCAAAACCGCCGCUGCGAAUGAGCGCACAGCCUACUCACAAAGGCAGCGGCCUGCUGCGGCCGCCGACGCUUCCUCUCCGCGCUUCCUCGAGGCCGCCGUGAGGACACGUGUCCAGCAGACGCUGAACUCUGCGAGCAUUACCGACGACGACCGCUUGAACACGCACGCUCCGGAAGUUCUCAGUGCAGAGGACUGA